Molecule: messenger RNA, 6487 nt
Organism: Maniola jurtina (meadow brown)
Lineage: Eukaryota; Metazoa; Arthropoda; Insecta; Lepidoptera; Nymphalidae
Gene: ci
Product: transcriptional activator cubitus interruptus
Exons: 21
Coding region: 786-5573 (1595 amino acids)
Biological process (GO): regulation of transcription by RNA polymerase II
Cellular component (GO): nucleus
Molecular function (GO): RNA polymerase II cis-regulatory region sequence-specific DNA binding; DNA-binding transcription factor activity, RNA polymerase II-specific
Source: RefSeq, a predicted model, not a curated record
CCGGUGUGCGCCGCGCCGGCGUCGGACGUGGUCAUAUUAUUAUUUUCCUUCUUACACAUUAUUAAUAAAUAAACGCUCUAUUAUUUUAUUUAUCAAUCAAAAAGUGACAUUCGAGGACUCGAGUGACAGAGUAUGUGACUGGAUGUACGAUAAGAAUAUUUUGGUGCAAUUGAGUUUUUAGGAAUUAUUUGACAAGUGCGCUGGUGUUUUGUGUUGUAUUUAUUAUGCGAAUGGAUUGCUGCCGCUACAAUACAGUUUGACACGAGAUGACCUGACAGAUCAGCAUAUCAAUGCCGGUGUGGAAAGCAAAUUCGGUCUAAAAAGCGGUACAAUGAGAAUACAAAAUCUAAAACAGAACAGUUCCACUUUGUAUGAUGAAAAAAGUGAACUCUAACAUUAUGAAGACUAUGAAAAAGAAAAUAAAGACAUUCCGAUUAGAGUUAACCUGACAAAAGUGGACCUAAAAACAAGUUAAAACAGUUAUGAUUGGAAUUUUAAGUGGUACUACUGAUGUUAAUAAUAAAACUGACCAAAUUUUCUGUGUGAUUGGACUAGUGGAUGCUAUAAAGCUAGUUUAUAUGAAAAAUGUUGAAAAAACUUCACUCUAAUACAAAAAUGACGAUAAAAAAUAAAAAAGUGAUACUUAGAAUAGAGUUGACUUGAUAAAUGCUGCUGUUAAAGUUGUAAUUGAACCUUUUAGUCAUUUUGGUGAUGUAAAUGUUAAAACUGGUAAAGUUAUUAGUGUAGUGGGACUAGAUGGUGCUAUAGUGAUCGGAGAUUGAAGAAUGCCUGAUCGGGAGUCGGUAGGAGGUCCUGGGACAGCGGGCAGCGGUGGUUUUCUCCCACUACAAUUUCCAUCGGCGUUCGCAGCUUUUCAUGCGACCACUCCUCCUGGAGCGCCAACGGCCAUGCAUCACGCCACGCACUACCACCACCAUGCGCAAUUGGCGGCAGCGGCGGCGGCAGCGGCUGGCGCGACCAGCGAGCUGAGCUACCUGGCGGCGCUCCACCCCGCCUACCGACCCGUGCCCUACGACCAUCCGCUGUACGGCGCUAACACUUUAAGAGGCUUAGAAUAUUUAAGUGCAGCAAGAAGUUUGCAUCCAGAACUACAUGCGGGCAGCACGUUGGCCAGCCAGGAGUUCCAGUUGAGUUUAGAAGGUUCCCGGAUAGCGUCCCAAAAUCGGCUCAGGUUAUCUGGUGGAGCGAUAGGGGCGUCUGCCAACCGUAAGAGGGCGGUAUCCUGGAGUCCGUACUCUGCUGAGUCCUUGGACCUGGCUGCUGUGAUCCGAGCGUCACCUGCCAGUUUAGCUGUUAGAGCGCCGUCUGCGGCGUCUACUGGCAGCUAUGGACAUCUCAGUGCAGGUGCAAUAUCCCCCGCGCUGUCUCUCUCGCACGCGUCGCUGGCGCAGCAGUUGCUCGCCCGCGGCGGCGUGGUGGGUGGCAGCGGCGUCCUCACUGGCGGCGUGCUGUUGGAUCCUGCGCACCAGCAGGCGGCAGCGGCGGCCGCGCACCACGCCGCGCAUGCGCACCUCGUGGCUGGCAUUCAUAGAUCUCAUAUAUCCUCGCCGACGCAGUUGUUGAUAGGUGGUCCGGUGGACGUCAGAAAUGGUCUGGGUCUGGACGGAACACCUCCUCAGCAUAUGCAGCAACCACCACAGCAACCAGAAAUUACCAGUGUAAUGGAAGCUGAUAGUGCAUCAACGGCUAUGAACCAGCGCAAGUCCCCUCAGGUCCUGAUAUCGCACCGGGAGAAUAUGAACAGCAAUAAGCCCUUAUCGGCGGCAGCGGAGAGCACAGUUCACGAUGGCUUAGAUUCUAAGGACGAACCCGGAGAUUUUAUCGAGACUAACUGCCAUUGGGUUGAUUGCAAAUUAGAGUUCCCGACCCAAGACGACUUGGUGAAGCAUAUCAACACAGACCACAUCCACGCCAGUAAGAAAGCCUUCGUAUGCCGUUGGGUCGGAUGCUCCAGAGAUGAAAAGCCUUUCAAAGCCCAGUACAUGCUUGUGGUGCACAUGCGACGGCAUACUGGUGAAAAACCUCAUAAAUGUACCUUUGAAGGUUGCUGCAAAGCGUAUUCACGGCUUGAAAACCUGAAGACCCAUUUACGAAGUCAUACUGGAGAAAAACCUUAUACCUGUGAAUACCCUGGCUGUGCGAAGGCAUUCUCCAACGCCAGUGAUCGCGCUAAGCAUCAGAACAGAACACAUAGUAAUGAGAAACCAUACGUUUGCAAAGCUCCAGGGUGUACCAAAAGAUAUACAGAUCCAUCUUCCCUCCGUAAGCAUGUGAAGACUGUUCAUGGUGCUGAGUUCUACGCCAGUAAGAAACAUAAAGGAUGCAGUCGAGGAGACGAUUCAGCAGAAUCAGGUGGUGGUGGGGCUGGAUCCUCGCCACGUUCAGAAGAAGGCGGUGUUAAUAUGGGAGUCAGAGGUCACACGUCAUCUGCCUCCGUCAAAAGCGAGAGCCCUGCGUCACCUUUACCCCAUGGCCUGCAUACGCCGGCUCAUCAGUUGUCAGCACAAUGUGGCGGAGAGUUGGACUUCGGUGGGUCUGGUCUGGGUGGUUUCAGCGACGAGCAUGGUGCUCCUUACUUCAGAUUAGACGGCGAGGUGGAACAAGAAGUGGUAGGAGAAGUAGGACAGCUGCCGCUCAUGUUACGAGCGAUGGUGGCGAUAGGGGAGCCACGAGCUCACCACCACGCGCCGAGAUUCGGCAACAAGAUGGGGCUGGGGAGACUGAUGCCACCUGUGCAUGGAGCUGAUAUUGGUGGAGGUGGUAUUCAAGGAAGAACGGAUAUUGGUGGCACAAACGUAGCUGUGGAAUUAAAAUCUGGACUUCCCAAUACGAGGCGGGAUUCUGGAAUUUCUUCCGGCAGCAGUUUGUACAGUGCUAGAUCAUCAGACAUCUCCCGUAAGAGUAGCCAAGCGUCCGUGGUGUCCGGCGCGGUGGCCACCACUACAGGCAUGGCUGGACAACGGCUGGUCUCACAGCACACACAGAUAUACGAUCAGCUUUCUCCUGACAGCAGUCGAAGAUCUAGUCAAGUGUCAUGCGUUGGGUACGCGCCGCCACCAUCAUCCGCUUUGGCCGCUGUCCAAGCUGUCAGGACCUCACAGGGCAAUCAGGCUGUACUGCUCCGCGGUGUGACAUGUUCGGAAGUCAGAGCCGAGGAGUUGGCUUUAGAACUGGAUCCUAAUGUGCAAGUCAAGGAAGAAGCGAGGAGGCUGUCAGAGCAGUCCAACCUCAGCGACCAAGCUCAGGGCUACCAGCCUUACCCUUGCACUAAUGAUGAUGUGGGUGAUACUCCUUUCCCGUUCAAGACUGAGGAUGACCAUGAAAUUACAUAUAAGGAAUCUCGAUCCAAUUCCACUAAUACUGUAGUCAUCACCACAGCGCAGGUUCAUCACCCCAAUCAAGAAGUCAAUCUUGAACAGGUCGCUGAAGGAGAGAUGGUGGAGAACAAGCUGGUGAUACCAGACGAAAUGAUGCAAUAUCUUAACCAAUCAAUAUUGGGAACCGACUCGGUAACACCGGCCAAAACGGACUCCACCAAUCCCGACCCAGAAGCUAGCAAAGAAAAAGAUACAACAACCAAAGACAUUUUAUCCAGUGAAAUACAAAACACGAACAAUUCCAGUGACAAAAUCAGUGAUGUCGCGACGAGUGACGAUUCUCUUCUCAAAAAUCUAGGUGCCAUAGGAAGUGAUCUCAACAUAAGUGAUAUUCAAGUUGAUUUAAGGUCAUUAGAUGUUAGUAUGUCCGGCAAUAGUGGCUCUCUAUUAGCCUCCAAGUCUUUAGAUGAUAAGAACCCUCCGCUUCAAGAACAGGUCAUUCCUGAAGUCACUUCAGAAAAAUGUGAACAAGAAUUCUCACAGCCUCCAACAAGUAAUGUAGCUACGAAAAAUCCUUUGCAAUCUUUACAAAACAUGACGGCAAACCAAACCGAGCAGUCUACAAGAAUGAGAGUCAAUAACUCCCUACCUCAAAAGUCUGCUAUGAGUCCGAAAACCAUUGUCAUGACUCAGACGAUCAUGAGUCCUAAUUUAGCACAUAGCAUGCUAAGCCCCCAGAGUCUACCUCACAGUUCAAUGAGUCCACAGAGUAUGAGGAGUCCACAACAUAUGCCUCAAGGCAUCAUGAGUCCUCCAAGCAUAUACAAUGUCAUGAGUCCACAAAGCGUCAUGAGCGUCAUGUCUCCACAACAUAAUGCAAUGAGCCCCCAAAGCAUGCAAAGUCUAUUGAGUCCUCAGAUGCCAAAUCAAAAUAUGAUGAUGAGCCCUCGACAUAACAAUAUAGGAAGCCCCCAUUCACAAAAUAUCGCUAGUCCUAUGAUGAAUAUGGCUAGUCCGAUGGCUCAAAAUAUAGCAAGUCCGAUGAGUCAUGGCAUGACUAGUCCGAUGCAUCCAGGUCUUCAAAGUCCUAUAACAAGUCCCAUGGUGCAAAACAUGUCUAAUAUGACAAUGAACGUCCAACCAGUUCAAAACCAAAAUCCUAACAUGAUGGUCAAUAUGAAUCAGUCUCAGCAAAUGACAGCGACUCCUCCAUACAACAAUCGUCAGAAUUGUCCCACAAAGCAUCCUAACAAAAACUUUAACAAUGUUCCUAAUCAAUACCAAAACCAGAACUACAGUCAAGCACCACCUUAUCCUAUGCAAAAUCAACAAGUAAUCAGAAACCAAAAUAUUCAGCAAUACCAGAUGAUGCAACAUUACAAUCAGAAUCAAUCUCAGAUUCCGAUGAUGCCAUCCAAUCAUCAGAACAUGGUUUAUAAUAACCAGAUGACCAAUUAUGUUCAGCCGAUGAAUUAUCCAAACCAAAAUGCUCAGAUGCAUCCAAUGCAGUUGUCGAGAUCUUCUGUCAUGAGUGUCGAUAAUAGCGGAAACAUGAGCCGUGGUGUCAUGAACAGUUAUUGUGAACAGCAGAAUGUAUGCCCCCCUAUGCAAAACGUACAGUACAACCAAAACAUGCAAUAUCCUCAACCUCCUCCUUAUAAUUCGGUUACAAAUGCAGCUAACAUAAUGGGCCCACCACCACCAAAGAAUAACCAUCAAUACAAUCAAGGCAUGAUGAACAAUAACCAAUAUUACAACCAUCAAAGAUCUUACAACCAGUGGGACUAUCCAGGCAAUCAGUUCAACAAGCACAACAUGCAAAAAUCCGUGCAGAAUUCAGUCAACAUGUCGACUGGAAGUCAAAAACCGAUCAACGGUGCGAGAAUGUCAAUGAAUUGCAAUCAAGUAGCUAAAAAUCCUGGGGAACAACAAGCUGAUUGCAGUAUGAAUAGUUUGCGAAGCCAAAAUAACCAAGCUGAUGUUCAAGUUUGGGAUAUUUCUCAGUCCCAAAUAGAAGCUUCAAAUGGGAGGAAGAAAAACCAGAACACUAUGCGUCAGGAGACGUAUCAGAGAACUCUGGAAUACGUGGAGAAUUGCGAAAAUUGGAAGAGCUCCGAAAUGGUUUCAAGCAGUACACAUCCUCUGCAGGGCGGCGACAACAUGGUUGUGAACGAUCUCCAAACUUCUUUGUCUUCGUUUUAUGAAGAGAAUCAAUAUUUGCAGAUGAUCCAAUAGCAUUUUAAUUAGCAGUUUUUCAAGCUUCUUACUUUCCUAGAUGAGUUAUGUCGAAUACUAUGAUAUCUUAUUGGGUAGUUGGGUACCUACUGACGAUCCAUUGUGAACACUCGUCCUCACGCAUCCUCGCUAAGUCCGUUCUGUUUAAAAAAUUUGUGCCAAUUAUUAUUAUAAAGAGUUUGCUCAUGAAGAAUAUUAUAAUCCAUAUUAAUAAUAUUAGGCCGCAUUGUUUACAUUUUUAAUAACAUCUGAAAAGAAACAGGUUGUGUACUAUUUUACUCUGCUCCAAGAGACUGAUUAAUUUUAAAUUCUAAAUUUUAUUGUGUUAGAGUAAUCAUAAAGUCAACGAAAAGACAUUUACGGACACAUUUUAGAAAACUUUUGUAUACCUAAUAUUAUAAUGUAAACAAACUUUUCCUGAAUGUCUUCCAAGAUUUUUUAAGUACAAUGAAAGAAUAUUGCAUUUGCAUAUUUUGCAUUUCUAAGUGAUUUAAGUGCCUCAGUACUAUGUAAAGUUGUACAUAAUAUAUUCAUGGAUUUAUAAUGUGCCUUUGUGUAGAUUUAAAUGAAAGAAGCUUUCUCUGGUGCCUUUAAGUUUUUUAUUAUUAGGUAUUUAAUAUAAGACUAUUAUUGUUAACAUUAAAUAUUAUGUAUUUGAUAUUUUUAUAAAUAUGUAAUAAUAUGAUUAAGUUAGUUCCCACUGAGAUUAUUAAAUAGGUAAGUAAUUGUACAAAUUAGACAUGUUUUUUAGAAUUUUUACAAAAAUGUUAAUAUUAAGUCCGGGAAGUACUAUUUUAUAGCUAUACUUAAUUACAAAGCAUCGUUUCGGUGACAUCGAAUCUCCUAUUUUAGUGUUUAUCUAUUCUGAGAUUACUAGAUUUAGAUAAUUGUUAAUGUUUUUAUUAUUAUUUAAA